This is a messenger RNA of Suricata suricatta (meerkat), 9724 nucleotides long. RefSeq names its product pleckstrin homology domain containing A6 (gene PLEKHA6). Bases 2662 to 5802 code for a protein of 1046 amino acids. The transcript is spliced from 22 exons. The record is from RefSeq and is a predicted model, not a curated record. Lineage: Eukaryota; Metazoa; Chordata; Mammalia; Carnivora; Herpestidae.
UUUGAUUACAAUCAAGAAAGGCCAACCUCAGGUAGAGAGUAGUUUGGGAGAACAGGAGUGCGGGAAGGUGGCCUCCCGGGCCGGCUCCGUGUUGCUCCCCGGAACCCCUGGGGAUCCGCCCUUCCAAGAUGCACUUGCGGCAGGCUCCUCACAGGCUGGUGUUUUUCCACAUUUAAAAAUUCAUGACUCACUGAAAACAAUAAAAAUCCCAUGCCCUUUUUGUACUUUAUGAUACAAGGACCAUAGGCUCCUUUGACUUCCAAAUAUAAAAUCAUGGUACCAGUGCAUUUUCUUAGCACAAAGCCAUCUGUCCCCUGGUUGAGAAUUGCUUUCCAUGACCCUGAAAACCUAAAGGCACAGUGCUGGAUGAUAGGACCUGCGGGUAACGCCAGGUCAGCUUCUGAGCCGGGAGGACCUCAGAGCCUGCCCCUUCCUGUCCCUCAGACUCUGCUCACCUGACUGCGGAAGAGGGGGGGUGGGCGCACACAGUGCUGCUCCGAGAGGGAGGGGCUUCUUUGGCACAUAAUUAGUUCCUAGCCUCCUAGGGUCGUGUGGGCCAGAGGUGUGAAGAGAGGAGCAAUUAAUACAACUCUGGCUCCAGGGAGCCAGGUUCCCGCUGCGGGAAAUGGAAACAGGUUGUUGAACCAACAACAGACAGUCCUUCUAUACACAGUCGUGCACACACUCCCACACAAACAGCCUGUCUCACCCUCCCCUCCAGACCUGUGCACAGACACAUCCACACGAGCUCGGAGCUCUGCCAGCCACCGGGCGUUCCAUCGGCACCCCGAGUGACAGACAGGCACACACCUGCCAUCAGUCCCAGCUCACUGUGCCCAUUAGCCCCUCUCCUCCUUCCCCUACCCCACCCCCCAGGAGCGCACUGCCUCUUUAAAACCCGACUCUGAGGGCUGGGCCCACAAAGGGUUCCGAAGGUGGCUAUUGAGUGGCGCUUCCCCAGGGAAGGGAGGGGAGGGGAGCAGAGACAGAUGGGAGGCUUGUCCUGUUGCGGGUGAAACUCUUGGAUGGCUAAUAAUGAGCUGGGCACUCUUCCUACCCAGCCUGCUGCUGAAUGCCUUAACCUCUUCCUAACCCAGCCCCGUGGGGGCUCAGAGGUCUUCGCCCCACUGGAGUACCUCCCUCAGUAUCGUGGCCCAGUUUUAUGGUGCCGGGCUGGUAUACCCUCCGACCCCUGCCCGGCUCGCCAUCCACUGCCCUGUUUUCUGCCAGGAUCUGCCUUUCCUGUUGCAAGUAGUUGUUCCCGCGCCAUUGCUUUCUCCUUGCUUCCCUGUGGGCAUGUUUUGUCCUCUAGCUUGACUGUGAGCUCUUCAAGUGCAAAGAGCGUGUCUGUUUUCCUGUGACUGGUGCCCCAAGCAGAGCUCUGCACACAUGGGGCGCUCACGAGCAAAUUAAUUCACAUGCUGUCCAUUCCGACCAGCCCCAGGUCACACCCACAAGACCCGCCCAUGUCUCUCUCUCUCUCUCUCUCUCUUCUGUACAACAACUCCGUGUCCUCCAAGCCAGAAGGCUAGCCUGAGCCCCUGCUCUCCGUAUCCUUUUGCGGUUUCAACCCUGAGAUGCCUCCUUAGUUUCACUGCCCUAGAAGCAGUCCCUGCCUCUGCCCACAAGCUGCCCUCCUGCUGGAGGGUGGGAACUGGCAGGACCCAGAGGAAAGAGGCCCGUCUCUACUCCUAGAGAAGUAGGACAUGUCACUGGGUAAUGACUCCCGUCAGAAAGGAAUCAUGUGCUGGGGUGGGGGUGGGGAGGUGGUAGAGGGUGUGAAGGUCCAGCCGGGAAAUCACGUGGAGGGUGUGGAUUUGACACAGUGGCUUCGGAGAUCCCUGGGGCUUGGUCAAGAGAGCCCUGUCUUCUCUCCUUCCAACCCUCAGAGACCCUGACUUCACACCCAUGAGACCAAAGUGAGGUUCACCUCUGAGACUAGUAAUCACUUGGGUUUCUCAUGUUGGGUGAGAUAAACCAGGCUGCCUGCUUUUUCUGGGAGACUGAAGAUCUCACCAGGGGAGUGUGCUGAGGUUCCAGAAAGAAUUCAGCUCCAGAGUAGCUCUUGCUUGUGGCCUUAGAAUCUGGAGUCUCACCAGGUAGAUCCCUCCCCACUAAACAGGUGCACCCCUUCAGGCCAGAACAAAGACCCAAGCUGUUUGCAGCCGCAGCCGCUGGCUGGGAACGGAGCCAGGGCCAGCACCGAUGCCCCCGAAUCCUCUCUGCCAAUAGCCCCGAUUGCCUUGGCACGAGCCCUGUACUCCCCACUCCUGGCUGGGCAGAACUGGGCAUUGCUGGGUGCUGUCAUCCUGGGGGCGACCGCAAGCAGAAGGGGGUAAUCUGAAUAGCUCCCCACUUCCCUCUGCUUCUCAACAUUCCUGCCACGUCAUCUUCUGUCUCUCCUUCUGGUGUCUGGUUGACCUGUUCUCUGCUUCUCCUCCUUCUGACUGCGUGAGGACCCCUCCUCUGGACAGGAGCUCUCUUCUGGGUUCCCGCCUGCCACACCUGCUCACGGCCACCAACUAGGUGACUACGUGCUGGGUGGAUGAGGCUGGGGCCGGUUCCACGCACUGCCUCUCCCCGCAGGCUGAGCACGCCGGGGUCCGCACCUACUUCUUCAGUGCUGAGAGCCCCGAGGAACAGGAGGCCUGGAUUCAGGCCAUGGGGGAGGCUGCCCGAGUCCAGAUCCCCCCAGCCCAGAAGUCAGUGCCCCAAGCUGUGCGUCACAGUCUACCAGCCCCUGCCCAGCUUCCUGCUGGGCUGGAGUCACUUACAACACCUCCCUUGGCAUCCCGCAGCCAUGAGAAGCCAGACUCGGAGAAUAUCCCUCCUAGCAAACACCACCACCAGCCAUCCCACAACAGCCUCCCCAAGCCCGAGCCAGAGGCCAAGACUCGAGGGGAAGGUGAUGGCCGGGGCUGCGAGAAGGCAGAGCGGAAGCCCGAGAGGCCUGAAGUCAAGAGUGAGCCUCUGGUGAAAGCCAAUGGCAUCCAAGCCGGCCCGGAACCAGCCUCGGAGCCGGGCAGCCCUUACCCCGAGGGCCCAAGGGUCCCAGGGGGAGGGGAUCGGCCUGCCCAGCCCAAUGGCUGGCAGUACAGCUCCCCAAGCCGGCCAGGGAGCACAGCUUUCCCGCCCCCGGACUCAGAGAGUGGGGGCCCCCAGCGGAGCUUCCCCCCACGUGCCAACCCCGACAAGAUCGCCCAGCGCAAGAGCUCCAUGAACCAGCUUCAACAGUGGGUGAACCUCCGCCGGGGGGUGGCCCCCCCUGAAGACCUCCGGAGUCCCUCUAGGUUCUACCCCGUGCCCCGCAGGGUCCCUGAGUAUUAUGGCCCCUACUCCUCCCAGUACCCCGAUGAUUACCAGUACUACCCACCAGGGGUGCGGCCUGACAGCAUCUGCUCAAUGCCAGCCUAUGAUCGGAUCAGCCCGCCCUGGGCCCUGGAGGACAAGCGUCACCCCUUCCGAAACGGAGGCGGCCCUGCCUUCCAGCUGCGGGAGUGGAAGGAGCCACCAGGCUAUGGGCGGCAGGAUGGCACCGUCUGGCUCCCUGGCCCCUCCCCUUCCCGGCAGCCAAUCUAUUAUGAUGAGCUGGAUGCCAUGUCCGGCUCCCUGCGCCGCCUGUCCCUGCAGCCCCGCUCCCACUCCGUGCCCCGCUCGCCCAGCCAGGGCUCCUACAGUCGCGCCCGCAUUUACUCCCCCGUCCGCUCGCCCAGUGCCCGUUUUGAGCGCCUGCCACCUCGCAGUGAGGACAUCUAUGCGGACCCUGCUGCCUAUGUGAUGAGGCGAUCCAUCAGCUCCCCCAAGUAUGAUUACCUGGGAGACAGGCGGCCAGUCCCUGCAGGACUUUUCCCCUACAACUACCCAGCAUCCCCCACGGUCCACGAUAAGACGGAUGAACUUUUAGACCUUCAGUUGCAAAGAAACCUAGAGUAUUUGGAUCAGCAGAUGAGUGAGAGCGAGACUCUCAUCAGUAUGGUGAACCGCAUGGUGGAAAACUCCUCCCCCAGGGCCCAACUCUUCAUGCAAGUCCCUCCGUACCCAGAGGUGUUCCGGGACGGCCUCCACACCUACAAGUUAAACGAGCAAGAUACAGAUAAGCUGCUGGGCAAACUGUGUGAACAGAACAAGGUGGUGAGAGAGCAGGACCGGCUGGUGCAGCAGCUCCGAGCUGAGAAGGAGAGCCUGGAAAGUGCCUUGAUGGGGACCCACCAGGAGCUGGAGAUGUUUGGAAACCAGCCCACCUACCCAGAGAAACUGCUGCACAAGAAAGAGUCCCUGCAGAACCAGCUGAUCAACAUUCGGGUGGAGCUGUCCCAGGCCACCACGGCUCUGACGAACAGCACCAUAGAGUAUGAGAACCUUGAGUCGGAGGUCUCUGCCCUGCAUGACGACCUCUGGGAGCAGCUCAAUCUGGACGUCCAGAAUGAGGUACUCAACCGGCAAAUCCAGAAGGAGAUCUGGAGAAUCCAGGACGUGAUGGAGGGGCUGAGAAAGAAUAACCCAUCUCGUGGCACCGACACGGCCAAGCACAGAGGAGGACUUGGCCCCACGGCCACCUACAGCUCCAAUAGCCCCGCCAGCCCUCUCAGCUCCGCCAGUCUCACCAGCCCCCUGAGCCCCUUUUCGCUGGUGUCCGGCUCGCAGGGAUCCCCCACCAAGCCCGGGUCCAGUGAGGAGCCCGGCCCGCCGCGGCCCCCCCUUCCCAAAGCCUACGUCCCCCUGGAGUCUCCUCCAAACGUGCCUCCACUCCCUAGCGAGAGCCGCUUCUGGCCGUACCCCAGCUCCCCUUCCUGGCACCGCAGUGGCGAGCCAGCCAGGGGUCAGCCCAAAGCAAGCUAUGAGCAAAGCAAGAAAGACCCCCACCAGACAUCACCCCUGGACACCGCUAGAGACAUCAACCUUGUGCCCACCAGACAAGAGGUGGAGGCAGAGAAGCAGGCAGCUCUCAACAAAGUUGGCAUUGUGCCUCCUCGGACAAAGUCGCCCACUGAUGAAGAGGCAACUUCGUCAAGGGUGGUGAGGAGGAAUGCCAAUGGGCUUACCAAUGGACUCUCCUCCCAGCAGGAGCGCCCCAAGAGCGCCGUGUUCCCUGGAGAAGGCAAGGUCAAGAUGAGCGUGGAGGAGCAAAUCGACCGCAUGCGGAGGCACCAGAGCGGCUCCAUGAAGGAGAAGCGAAGGAGCCUGCAGCUCCCGGCCAGUCCGGCCCCCGACCCUGCCACCCGGCCCGCCUACAAAGUGGUGCGCCGUCACCGUAGCAUCCAUGAGGUGGACAUCUCCAACCUGGAGGCGGCCCUGCGGGCAGAGGAGCCCGGAAGGCAGGCCUACGAGACGCCGAGGGAGGAGAUCGCCCGGCUUCGAAAAAUGGAGCUGGAGCCCCAGCACUACGACGUGGACAUCAAUAAGGAGCUGUCCACGCCGGACAAAGUCCUCAUCCCUGAGCGGUACAUUGACCUGGAGCCCGAUACCCCCCUAAGCCCCGAGGAGUUGAAGGAGAAGCAAAAGAAGGUGGAAAGGAUCAAGACGCUCAUUGCCAAAUCCAGUAUGCAGAACGUGGUGCCCGUCGGCGAGGGGGACCUUGUGGACGUGCCCCAGGACUCAGAGAGCCAGCUGCAGGAGCAGGAGAAGCGGAUUGAAAUCUCCUGUGCCCUGGCGACCGAGGCCUCCCGCCGAGGCCGCAUGCUGUCUGUGCAAUGUGCCACCCCAAGUCCUCCCACCUCCCCUGCCUCCCCGACUCCACCAGCCAACCCCCUAGCGUCUGAACCCCCACGGGGCGCCGACAGCAGCCAUGCCAUGCGGGUCUGAGCUCGGACUGCAAGCCCUGGCAGAGGCCAACGCUGUGAAACUCCACAGAGCCACGUUCUGAAGGCCGCCUCCGCCCCCUGAGGUCCUGCUCCCCACCCUGGCCCCCCAGGCCGGCGUUCCUGUGGGGACGCUGCAGGGAGCCAGGCUGGGGGCCGGGGUUGCCACUGCCGCCAGCGCCACCACCAGGAUACCUCAGUGUCCACACGCCCACCACGCCCGGCCUGAAGCCCUUCACUACUCAGAUGGCAGUUCCUUGGCCAGGGCCUGAAAGGACAGGCAGGAGGCCCCCUCCCGUCUGGGGCCCAAGUCAUAGGGAGCGAGGGCUGGCCCUGCCUGGCCCUGCAAUGGCCUUCCUGGAACAUUUCCUGACGAAGAGGAUGCCCCACGGGGGAAGACGCCCUGGGCUGUCUUAGGUUAGGACCACGGGGAGGAGAAGAUGGACCCUCUGCCUCUCCUGGGCCCUCUGGACACCGAGGACAGCACCUGCAAUCACGUCCUGCCUCCAUCAGCCCCACCCUGCUGCCCCGGCUGCACCCAGGGCUCUGAUGUGGCUCUGCUUACGGGUGCUCCUUCGGGGUCCAGUGGAGACCGACCACCCUGCUUGAGCCAAAGACAAGAUGACGAGAGGGGGAGAGGCUCCUCGGCCCCUGGAGGGGACAGGGCUGGCUGUGGGUAGAGAGCAAGCAGCACGCAAGUCUGUGCAGCGUCUGAGGGCAGGUUGAGAAGGGCUGGAAGAGAGAGGAGGGUUGGAGGCAAGUGGGAGGGAGGACAAGGAAGUGGAGGGAAUUGUUGGCAAGAAAGAGGACAAGGCAGAGAUGGAAAAGGGGGUUAUGGGAUUGGUUUCCCCAGGAUGGAGCCUUAGCUUAGUGCCAAGUACAGUGCCAGACUGUCAGCUCUGCCUCUCUACCUGGUCCCCCAGAUCCACGGGCUGCCCACACACUGGCUCUGGGAGGAUCCACUCGCAAGCGCAUGGGGGCCUGAGACUGUGGGGAUGAAGGUGUGGGGACGCUCGUGUGGGUGAGCAGGUUGGAAGAUGGACCUGUCUUCUGUAGGGUGUAGUCAGCCUCGGGGCCUUUCCUAACCUUGUUCGUUUGGGACAUUUUCUUGUCUUCCCUGUGGAAUGUGUUGUAGGCCAGCUGAGCGAGUGCCCCUGGAGAGGGAAUGUGGCCUCAAUCUGGGAGGCCAGAUUCUAGGACCCCACCCCGCAUUCCAGGCAUCCCCCCCCUCCCCGCCCCGUCCCGAUGAGGACCAGAUGAGGCUGUAUGAGAGGACUCCCUUCCGGCCUGGCUGUCUCACAAUCCGCCUACCCAGGGAGGCCAGUGGAGGAGACACAGAAGCAAAGCUUUCUCUUCCUCCUUGCGGCUCAUCGGCUCAUCUUCGAGGACUGUGGCCAGAGAGGAGGGAGGAGAGAGUGUGAAGCUGGGAAAAACCUUGGCCCCUGGGGCUUCUCUUUGCCAGAGUUGAUGCCCGGAGACUUCAGCCUCCAGCGGCCCCAAGAACAACUACUUUAGCUGCCACCAACUCUUCUCCACUCCUUCACGGCUGGGACGGUUACUGGUUCAUAUGCAAGUAAAGAUGGCAAUUCAUUCAACAAAUAUUUAUCGAGCACCUUUUAUGUACCAGGCACUGUUCUAGGUGCUUAGGAUAUUCUCGUGCUUCUGAGGGAUUGCAGGCUGGGGACUUCCACUUCACUUUCGGCAGAGGUUUUGAACGUGACCUUUGGCUACAUUUCCCAUCUUUAGCACAGCUCAAGCACCCCAAACCUGUUUUGUUUUCCUCCCUUUACACACUGGCGGGUGGGAUUGGCUCUCUGCCUCUUUCCAAUGCCUUUUCCCGCCCACAAGAAACAGCUCUUUGGGGGCCUUCCAUGCCUUCCCCUUUCUUUGUCCGUCUCUCCUUUUUUUAAGUGAUAUUUUUAGAAAUACAUGUAAAAUACCAAGGAUUAAUGUCUGCACCUCUCUGCCACCUCGCUGUCACCUCCUCUUUCAUAAAGCUGGCUCUUUAUGUUGCUUUACAUGCCUUAAUAUAUGUUUUAUGAAGAUUAUACAUAUGAUAGAUAUAUACAUAAUAUAUAUAUUUGUUUGGAUGUCUGCUCCUUUCCCAGGACCUCCUGCCCAGGCCCGUUUUCUCUCCUUCACUUUCCACGCCAUUCCUAGCACGUCGUGGCCACACCCCAUGCCUUUUGAUCCAAAGAAGGGGAGAGGACAGACUUAUUUUAAGACAGAGCUAUUUUACGCUUUUGUUAUAAAAGCAAAUCUAUUUUCAAAAAUGUGCAAUGUCUGAAUGGAACGGGCCAGUGGUGGGAGGAGCCUGGGCCGGCUGCCUCAAGGUCCAACCCUGCGUCCUUCCCUCUGCCCCGGCGGCUUCCUCCUCCCAUUCUCCAGUCUGCAGAGGGCUGGUCCCCAGAGCUCACCCGGAGAGCAUCUUACCAGGGCGGGACACGCUCUUGCAAGUCCUGGUCUAAGGAUUUGAUUACAACUGUCAACUCUUGAUGACCCGCUAGGGUUACGGGAUGUGAAUCCUCUCAAAGGAAAUGUUUACAGUGGUGCACACAGAAGCAUGCCCGUGCGGGCACACACAUGCCCCCAGUGUGCUCCUGGACCACCUCCCUUCAUCCGUCUGCUGGGAAGGGCAGACGGUUUAACGGCAGCCGAUGCUACACCACACCAAGGAUUCUGUUCCCUGAUGGAGUCAGGAAUCAGUGCAAAGGCCAAAGGAAAACAGUUUGGGAUUACGGGCCCUCCAGCACAGACACAUUCAAGUUCCUUGGACUUCUCACACUCCUUGAUCUCUUUCUGGUCUGGGUCACACCUACGACUUCUGUCUCCUUCUGUGACCUUUCCUCUGGGGGCUGUUAUUAAGAGGACAGAACCUCGGUCUGGCAUCCAGACUGCGAAGUCAGCUUCUGGCCUGAAGCGAGCCCCUCGGACAAGGUAACGUCUCAGCCUUGCCUGGGAGGCCCCCCCCAACCCCUGGACUUUCAUCUGGUGGGCUGCCGCUGGGGCGCUGACCUCCACCGACCCAGCCUUCCACAUGGCUUCUCGACCCCCAAAGUAGGCAAGGGGCUCUUCGCCUUGCAAGGAUUCGGCCAGAAUGGAAGUCUUUCGUCCAGAUCUGGAAUCAAAGGUUUGGGACUGUCACAGAGCUCCUGGCCAGCAUUUGAAGCCUGACCUUCCAACGUUGACAUUCACUGACACCCUAUUCCCAGCCUGGAGCAUCCUGUUAUGAAUGAAUGGGGCCCAGACGGAGGCCCAGGGCUAAGUGACCCACCGGGAGACAGCCCUGGUUACUAUCCUAGGGCCUCCCCAAUUAGCACAUCACCUUCCUGAUCAAUAACCAAGAGGCUGUAAUCAAAUACUGCUACUGUCACUUUAAAGAGUUUCUGAGGUUGCCAGCUGUGCACACUUGGUCUCCUGCCUUGGUGAGAGGCAUGUUCUUGGGCAGGGCUGAGUAUAGCAAGACGGAAUCAAUUCCUUUCCCCUUUAGGCACACCCCCCCCCACCUGGCAGCUCUUAAAAACUAAGGAAAAUAUGAAAUAUACGUAUAUAUACAUAUAUCUAUUUAUGCACAUACUGGGGCCAAUUGGAUUUGCUAGUCUUAGACCAUAAACCAUACAAGCAAAUAUAUGAUCUCAGUGUCUUUAUUUAGUAUAAAAGUGACCUUAGAAGAAAAGUUAAAGUUAGAUAAACAGAGGGCAUCUCUGUUGGGGGACCAAACAUCUGUAGCGGCCCCUUUAGCAUCUUUCUAGCCAACAAGCCCCUCCCCAGGGAGGGGCAUCCUGACUGAUAGGUGAGCAUUUGCUUCUCUGCUCCGCGACAUUCUUUUUAGAUCUAGGUACUGAAGAAUCCCAGUGAGCUCUGCGUUUGUAUCUUGCAAGUUUGUAUAAAUCUGAUACAGGAAAUAAAAGGAAUGGUUUGUACAA